CGCGUGUCUGCCGUAUUCCGUCCAAGGUGUCGCAAAUUCUAAACAACUCAAACAAGAAGUUUAUUUUAAGAAUGUAGCUUUAUUUAUUAUUAAAAAUUUGUUCAAAGUCAGUUUGUUUUAUCCAAUUAUGGAAGUCACCGCAGCCAGAUCGACGUUUUUUGGCGACAUAGGUCAUUGGGCUGACCGCACUCCUGUGCAUGAAGCUGCGUCUUUGGGUCGAGCUCUGCAGUUAAGAGAGCUGAUAGAUGCAGGUGCAUCAGUUAAUAUAGUGACUGUCGACAACUUUACACCUCUACAUGAUGCCUGCAUCCAGGGACACCCUAACUGUGUUAAAAUACUGCUGGAGGCUGGAGCUCAGGUGGAUGUACGCACCAUUCAUGGCAGUACUCCUCUCUGUCACGCUUGUGCUGCUGGCAGCCUAGAAAGUGUCAAGCUGCUGGUGGAUCAUGGAGCAUCGAUCAACCCGUCCCUGACGGCCCUCACCGCCUCACCCCUUCAUGAGGCCUGCAUACGGGGAAACCCAGACUGUGUGAAACUUAUGAUAGCUGAAGGAGCAUUGCUGGAGGCCUUUGACAUUUAUUUUGGGACCCCAUUACAUGCUGCCUGUGCCAAAGGUCACUUUGACUGCGCCCUACUGCUGCUCAAUGCAGGUGCAAACGUGAAUGCUACGAAGUUUCAUGAGACGGCGAUGCAUCAUGCAGCGAGAGAAGAGAGGGUGGACUUGGUGGAGCUGCUGGUGGAGUUCGGUGGAGAUGUCAAUAUAUCUGAUAACAUGGGUCACAAGCCUAGAGACUACACCAAACUUGGUUCUCCUGCCAAUUGCAGUCUUUUGCACUAUGAGAGUAACCCUUUGUCUCUUCAGCAGCUGUGCCGUAUUGUCCUGAGGACUGUGUUUGGCACAAGAGCUCUGAUGCUGGUCCCCAAACUGGACAUUUCACAGCGCCUCAUUGAUUACCUCACUUAUAAAUUAUAAUAACCGAAAUUAAUCGAUAAUGGAGCACAAUAAUAGUUUUUAUUUCAUUUAGUAGCAAAUUAUAAACUGCAUUAUUUGUCUUAAUGUGUCUGUGAACAAAGUGAAACAUGUACAGUUAUUGCC
Molecule: messenger RNA, 1096 nt
Organism: Misgurnus anguillicaudatus (oriental weatherfish)
Lineage: Eukaryota; Metazoa; Chordata; Actinopteri; Cypriniformes; Cobitidae
Source: RefSeq, a predicted model, not a curated record